Molecule: messenger RNA, 1092 nt
Organism: Passer domesticus (house sparrow)
Lineage: Eukaryota; Metazoa; Chordata; Aves; Passeriformes; Passeridae
Product: 14 kDa phosphohistidine phosphatase-like
Exons: 5
Coding region: 653-1000 (115 amino acids)
Biological process (GO): peptidyl-histidine dephosphorylation
Cellular component (GO): cytosol
Molecular function (GO): protein histidine phosphatase activity
Source: RefSeq, a predicted model, not a curated record
CAGCUGAGGCAGGAGCUUGGUUUCUACUUAAAGCCAUUCACACCUUUUUAACCCCUUAAAAUUUAGUUAGUAAGGAUUCAGCUCCCUGGGGCUACGAGCUUUUUUCCUCUUGGGGUUGCUGUUGCUCUGUGCACAGACAAGCCCUGUAGGUGCUGCCUACAAAGUCCCAGCUCGAGGACAAUGGAGAAGAAUCCACGGUGGCAAAGGGAGGGAUGCAGGACAAGAGCUCCCUGAAGGGCACUCUAAGUGUUAGAGGCAAUUCCUGCUCUGGUAGUUUAUGCAAAAAACUUCAUUUCUCUGCUUUUGGUGCCUUGUUUGAUGGCCACGGAGGAGUAUCAGGUAAAAGCAGAGUUUUAUUGCUGUGAAGCCUUCUGUCAGGUAGAGACCCCGAGGCUCAGAUGAUCUCAGUCCCAGGCCGUGUGUGGCUACCAAGACAAGAGUGAUUUGGCACUUCUUGCAGAAGCGCAGCUUUGCAACUUGACUUAACGAAUUCGGCACGUUUUUAUUAGCGGGCACCUCAAGGAGCCGGAGCCGCACGGCCGCCCUCAGCCCGUCCCCUCACGGCCGCCGCCGCCCUCAGCCCGCCCCGCCUCACGGCCGCCAUGGCGCCCGCCCCGCCCCGCCGCCUGCCCGCCCCCGCGGCGGCAGCGCCAUGGCGGCCGUGCGGGCGGUGGAGAUCGACCCCGAGGGCACCUUCAAGUACAUCCUGGUGCGCCUGCAGCGCCCGGGCAGCGGCGAGCAGCGGGACAUCGUCCGCGGCACCAAGGCGGCCGAGUUCCACAACCAUAUAUUUGAAAAAGUAAAUCCCGAGAUGGAAAAGCUGGGAUAUGAAUGCAAGUGCCUUGGAGGAGGGAAAAUUGAACAUAAUAGCAAAGACAAGAAAAUCAGGGUAUUUGGGCUCUCAACAGGCUAUGGAAAAGCAGAUCACUCAGUCACUGUAGAGAUACUGAAGAAAGAGUACACAGAUUAUGAAAUUACAUGGUCAGAUGACAAGAAAUAAACUUGUGAGCCAAUGAGCAGUCCAACCUGGUAAAUGUGAGCUGUACUUUGUUAAAUAAAAUUGAAUGUCUGUUCUUUGUGUGUAACUAUAAA